UCAGUUGAAGAAUGCUGUGACAAGGGUGUUGAAUGGGCAAAUAAAAACAGAAUAUGUGCUUCUCUGCCACUAAUAUCUGAGUCCAGAGAAUGCAGCAUGACUCAGGUGCAGUGCUGCCGCAACCAGCUGGAGAAGCAAUCCUGCUCCGACGGCGUCGAGUUUGCCAAUGUGCGUGAGGAGUGUGACUCACAUAGUGGUGAAAAUUCCACCUGUGAAGCUGAAUACUUCAAGACGUGUUGUUACUGUUGUUUGCUGGGAAAGGCUGCCCAAGUUCAAGGACAGAGUUGUGAACCCAACCCGAAGAUAGGAUACCAGUGUGGAAUUGUCUUCAGAUCUUGCUGUGGCAAAGGUCAAGAAGAUCUGUCCAUCAGUGAUGCUGCUCCUAAAAAAGACCAAGUUGAAAUUUCAAAGGAGGAACUAGACCAAGAAGAUCCUUAUCUGCAUGAUGGCUGCAGAGGUGGUGGUCCCUGCUCUCAGCAGUGCAGAGACACAGGAUCCAGUUAUGUCUGCUCCUGCUUUGUUGGGUAUCAGCUUCAAGCAGAUGGUAUCACCUGUGACGAUAUCAAUGAGUGUAUCACUGGGACACACAGCUGUGGGAUUGGACAAACCUGUGUCAAUACAUUGGGAUCCUUUCGCUGUCAGCGGGACACGAGCUGUGGAACUGGUUAUGAGCUAACGGAUGACAGUCGUUGCAAAGAUAUUGACGAAUGUGAGACUGGUACUCAUAACUGCCCCCCCGAUUUUAUCUGUCAGAAUACUCCAGGAUCGUUCCGCUGCCGACCCAAGCUACAGUGCAUGAGUGGGUUUAUACAAGAUGCUCUAGGCAACUGUAUUGAUAUCAACGAGUGCCUGAGCACCAACAUGCCGUGCCCAGCUGGACAGAUAUGUAUUAACACUGAUGGCUCCUUUACCUGCCAGCGAAUCUCACCCAGCUGUGGCCGAGGUUAUCAUCUCAAUGAAGAUGGAACAAGAUGUGUAGAUGUGGAUGAGUGCUCAUCCUCCAACCAGCCUUGUGGAGAAGGACAUGUUUGUAUCAAUGCCCCAGGCAAUUACCGCUGCGAGUGCAAAUCUGGCUACACUUUUGAUGUCAUCAGUAGGACAUGUAUUGAUAUCAAUGAAUGCAGACGCUACCCAGGCCGCCUUUGUGCUCACAAGUGUGAGAAUACCCCUGGUUCCUACUACUGCACUUGCACCAUGGGAUUCAAACUCUCAGCUGAUGGUAGAUCAUGUGAAGAUUUGAAUGAGUGUGAGAGCAACCCCUGUAGUCAAGAGUGUGCCAACGUGUAUGGCUCCUACCAAUGUUACUGCCGCCGCGGCUUCCAGCUGAGCGACAUAGAUGGCAUUUCAUGUGAAGAUAUUGAUGAAUGUGCUUUGCCUACUGGAGGGCAUAUCUGUUCCUUUCGAUGUAUUAAUAUUCCUGGGAGCUUCCAAUGUACUUGUCCUUCCACUGGUUACAGGUUGGCACCCAAUGCACGUAACUGCCAAGAUAUUGAUGAGUGUGUUGCAGAAAGCCACAACUGUUCUUUCAAUGAGACCUGCUUUAACAUCCAGGGUGGCUUUCGCUGCCUGUCGUUGGAGUGUCCAGAAAAUUACCGCAAGUCAGGAGAUACUGUCAGACUUGAAAAGACAGACACGAUUCGCUGCGUUAAGUCUUGUCGACCAAAUGAUGUCAACUGUGUGUUGGAUCCAGUGCACACGAUUUCCCACACUGUCAUUUCACUGCCCACGUUCAGAGAAUUUACAAGACCUGAAGAGAUCAUUUUUCUUCGUGCCAUCACACCUACAUAUCCGGCCAACCAGGCAGAUAUCAUAUUUGACAUUACAGAAGGAAAUUUAAGAGAUUCCUUUGAUAUCAUCAAGCGUUACAUGGAUGGGAUGACAGUGGGUGUCGUUCGCCAGGUGAGGCCCAUUGUUGGACCUUUCCAUGCCAUCCUGAAACUGGAGAUGAACUACGUCAUGGGUGGGGUCGUGUCGCACCGCAACAUCGUCAACGUUCACAUCUUUGUGUCUGAGUACUGGUUCUGAGAGCCUUCAGACCCCAAUGAGCAAUGCUCCAGCCUGAAGCAUUACCACAAGCUAUUAUGUCAUAUACUUGUUUGUAAAACCCAAUAGUGUUCUUUUUUUAUGUGUGUUAAUUUUUAAAUGAUUGGUUUAUAGUUUAAGACAAAUACCAAGCUAUUGUGUUGAUUAGACAUAGGGUGGAGCAAAUUGAGUGAGCCUGAUGUAGUUGUCUGUAUAAAUAAGUAGUGUGUAAAAGUGCUCAGCUGCCUAGUGAAAUUUAAAACUUUUCUAAAUGUUUAGGCAGAUCUCAACUGUUGCUCCUUGGUCAGAUAACCUGAGUGAUUGAGGCUGUGAAACGAAACAGAUGUCAGAGUUCAUUGGGAUGAGUAUACAGUAUCUUUGGAUAGAAGAAGUUGGGUAAGGAUUAAAAAUUUCAUCUCAACAUUAACUGCCUUGAAGGAGUCAGGUUGUCAGAGAGUGCUUAAUAUUUGGGGUUGGGCCCCUGUAGGAUAACUCUGAAUAGGCCUCCAGAAUUGCUAGUAACUCCUGAGAAGUUCAGCCUGGAUUUUAAGAAGUGCCAUUCAGCUGUGGCUGCCAGAGGAAGUGCAAAAGGAAUUAGAAACAGUAGGAGACUAACAAGGUAUUGCACAUAUUAAAAAUACUCCUUUUUUUUGUACUUCUUAAUUGAUAAUAAGAUUAUGUUUGAUCCUAAUUAAACAAGUACCUCUCAGUGAAAUUACUCUGUCACAAGGAUAAGGCACAUUGAUAAAAUUCCAAUCUCACCUGUACUCAGCAAUACGUGGGAAACUCAGACCUGUAUGUACUGUCUGUUAUACAGCUCCAUGUCUUUUUAAAAUUGGUAAUUAAAUUAGCAUGUUAAACUGCACAUUUCCUAUGCAUCAAACCAAGGCAUAUGUAAUAAUAUAAUGAAAAUCUCAUAAAUAAAUGAAUGUUUAAUGUAUUUUCUGGGCAUCAAAAGAAUGUUAUCUUUUCUAUUACAGGACAGAAAAGAAAUAGCUCCAUGUUUCA
Messenger RNA from Acanthisitta chloris (rifleman), 3030 nucleotides. It is a transcript of the gene FBLN1, whose product is annotated as fibulin 1. Gene Ontology annotation, molecular function: calcium ion binding; peptidase activator activity. Gene Ontology annotation, cellular component: extracellular region. The transcript has 16 exons. The record is from RefSeq and is a predicted model, not a curated record. Lineage: Eukaryota; Metazoa; Chordata; Aves; Passeriformes; Acanthisittidae. Gene Ontology annotation, biological process: extracellular matrix organization. The coding region runs from base 97 to 2025 and encodes 642 amino acids.